ACGCCAAAAUUGAGUUUUAAACUUUAAUUUUUAUCUUAUAUGCAUAAGCAUAAAUCAAUCGAGGCAGAAAUAUAGCCUGAGUUUCGCUCAGAAAUGUGUGUUCUGUCUAUGAAUACGGAGAGACUCAACACCGGAGACGCUUUCUUAUAUCGAAGGCGUAUAAACGAGAGGUAAGUUGGGCUCGGUACUGAAAGCACGCGACCUCACGCGCCGCUAACAAAAGCCCAAAGCGACCCAGGCCGUGAGUCGUUGGACGGGCCAGGCUCGAUGCGGACGGCCCGCACGCCGGCGUCGGCGGCGCGCGGCGGCCGGGCGCUGUACGAGCUGUACAGGGCGGCGAGCCGCGCGGCGGCGCCGGCGGCGCUUCUAUGGCGGCGGCUACGAGGACUGGAGCACCCGUCGCGUUGGCCCGAGCGGCUGGGCAGGCCGUCGGUGGCGCGGCCUCGUCCGGGCUCGCCGCUCGUGUGGUUCCACGCCGUAUCCCUCGGCGAGGGGAUGGCCGCGCUCCCGGUCGUACGCCACUGCGCCCGCCUCCACCCUGGUCUCCCCAUCCUCCUCACCACUACUACCCUCUCAUCCUUCGAAGUGAUGAAAGACUUGCUCCCGGAUGGUGUCAUAUAUCAGUUUGCACCCCUUGACUGUCCUGAUGCAAUAGAAAGUUUCAUUGGAUACUGGAAACCAAAUUUGAUACUUCUUAUGGAAAGUGAACUCUGGCCAAACCUCAUUUUGUCUGCAGCAGAGAAAGGGAUUGCAGUGGUUCUUUUAAAUGCGCGCAUGUCAUUGAAGUCUUUCAACCGUUGGUCCUUGCCUCUAGGGUUGCAGUUAGUCUCUUUGAUGCUCUCCAAACUAUCACUUGUUAUCCCAUUGAGUACUAUUCAAGCUGUUCGUUUUCAAUUACUUCAUGCACCACCACAGAUCAUCCAUUUUGCUGGCGAUUUAAAAUACGAGAUUCAUGUGAUUUACCUAGCUGUUGGUGACAUUGCUGCUGGGGAGAAAGAGGUAGCUGCAAUAGAAGAUCUUCAGCAGCAGUUCAGCAAUAGGCCCAUCUGGAUGGCAGCUUCUAUCCACAAAGGGGAAGAUGAAAUCAUUCUCCGUGUUCAUGAUGAGUUAACCAGGGCGUAUCCUACUCUACUUUUAAUUCUCGUCCCAAGGCAUCCUGAGGACAGCAAGAAUGUUUCUCAAACCCUGAAGAAACAGAAAGUGAAUUUUGUGCUGAGGUCAACAAGAGAAGUGGUGUCUUCAAACACCAGUAUAUAUGUGGUUGAUACGUUAGGUGAAUUAAGAAUGCUCUACAGGGUUACUCCAAUAGCUGUUAUUGGGGGUUCUUUUUUGCCCGGCUUAGCUGGACAUAAUAUUUCUGAGGCUGCUGCAGUUGGUUGCGCUGUUAUGACUGGUCCUAGUGUUGGGCACUUCUAUCAUAUGCUGGUCGAAAUGUGGCAAAUAAAUCCUUUAGCUGUCAAGCAGGUCAAAGGAGAAUAUGAACUUUUGGAAGCACUAAAACAACUGCUUGGUGAUUCUAGAGCUCUGGAAGCAUGUCAAAGAGCCGCAAAAGAUGCGUUUUCCUUUAUGUCAGAUGGAGUUGUCAAUCGUGUAUGGAAUUUAGUCCACCCGUUCACUAUUGGUUCCCAAACAGACACAUGCGACAGCUUCUCGAGUAGUUAGUAUGGAAGGCUUGCACAUGGAAGUAUGGAAAAUCAGGGUAGUCACAUUUAAAACAUUGACAUCUUCUAGUAACUUGCAGGGACAGGUUGACAAUGUAUGAGUCCUCUUUAUUAGGAAGAUAAGGUCUCACGAAUUUCUCUGUACAGUCUGAUGCACAUAACAAACUUGUACUCCUAGCAUGCCGGUGACAGAUGACACAAAUAUCAAAUUAAAGGCCAUUAGCUCCUCUUAGCAAUCUAACAUUUCUGACGAAUUCUACUGGAGCCCCUCUCAUUUUGUAUUUUCUUGUGAUGUGGGUCAGCUGUUGUAGACUUGCAGUUCUUCGUCUCCUAUCAGUAUGGCUGAUAAUUGAUUGUUUGACUUUGUUUA
Molecule: messenger RNA, 2031 nt
Organism: Oryza sativa Japonica Group (Japanese rice)
Lineage: Eukaryota; Viridiplantae; Streptophyta; Magnoliopsida; Poales; Poaceae
Product: probable 3-deoxy-D-manno-octulosonic acid transferase, mitochondrial
Biological process (GO): lipid A biosynthetic process
Cellular component (GO): plasma membrane
Molecular function (GO): transferase activity
Source: RefSeq, a predicted model, not a curated record